Asparagus officinalis (garden asparagus) is the source of this 1512-nucleotide messenger RNA. RefSeq names its product heterogeneous nuclear ribonucleoprotein 1. Gene Ontology annotation, biological process: regulation of gene expression. The transcript has 7 exons. The record is from RefSeq and is a predicted model, not a curated record. Gene Ontology annotation, cellular component: nucleoplasm. Gene Ontology annotation, molecular function: RNA binding. NCBI's taxonomy places the organism in Eukaryota, Viridiplantae, Streptophyta, Magnoliopsida, Asparagales, Asparagaceae. Bases 115 to 1188 code for a protein of 357 amino acids.
CCCUCUCCAUUUUCAAAAUCCACCCCCCUUUCUCUUCUCCCCUCCCUCGUCCCCCGUUCUCUAGGGUUUAUUUACCAAAUCCGAAGGUCUCUUAGAUACGCGGAGCAACAAUCCAUGGAGCUCUCAGAGGAGAAGGUCGCCGCCAUUAGCGGCGUCGACGAUGAAGAGUACGAGGAGGUGGAAGAAGAAGUGGAAGAGGAAGUAGAAGAGGAGGUCAUUGAAGAGGUAGAAGAAGAGGAAGAGGAGAGAGAAACCGAGAGCAAAGAGGUUGUCUUAGGUAACGUAGAUAGUGCAGGUCAGGAGAUGAAGCAGGGCGUUGAUGGAUCGUCUUCGUCUGAUUCAGGAAAAAUCUUUGUUGGAGGUGUUGCUUGGGAGACUACUGAAGAGACUUUUGCCCAAUACUUUGCAAAGUAUGGAGAGAUUACCGACUCUGUGAUAAUGAAGGAUAAGCACACCCAGAAGCCUCAUGGAUUUGGAUUUGUAACCUUUGCUGAUCCAUCUGUGAUCGACAAGGUCUUGGAAGAUGAGCAUGUCAUAGAUGGGAGAAUGGUAGAAGUGAAGAGGACAGUUCCCAGAGAAGAUAUGUCUUCAUCCAGAGGAGGGCCUAAGACAAAGAAAAUCUUUGUGGGUGGUAUACCUCCAUCAUUCACUGAAGAUGAACUAAAGGAGCAUUUUAGCUCAUAUGGAAAAGUUGUUGAGCGUCAAAUAAUGCUUGACCACAGCACUGGACGAUCACGAGGAUUUGGCUUUGUCACAUUUGAAAGUGAGGAGGCAGUUGAAAAGAUAAUAUCAGAGGGUAAAAUGCACGAUCUUGGAGGAAAGCAGGUUGAGAUCAAGAAAGCCGAACCCAAGAAACCCGGUUUCGAUUCAGUACCCAAUGGUAGAGCUGCCUACAGUGCUGGCAGCGCGAACACAUAUGGAUAUGGGGCCGAUGCUUAUGGGUAUGGUGGUGGUUAUCGAUCAAGCAGCUUCUACUACGGUGGAAGAAGUGAUGGAGUUUAUGGCCGAGGCUACGGCUAUGGUGGCGCCCUCAGCUAUGGUUCUGGAUUUGGGCCUAGUUUUGGUGGGCCUAUGUAUGGGGCCGGUGGAUAUGGUGCUGGUACUGGUUAUGGUGGCUAUGGAGGUGGUUACGGUGGUGGUUAUGGUGGAGGUCGGGGAUAUGGUAGAUAUCAUCCGUAUGGAAGAUAGAGAUUUUAACUUUUAGUAUUUAACGGCAUUAAAGAGUAUCAUAUGCUUGAGAAUGUUUUAGGAGUUUAAUGGUAUUGGCUUUUUAGCCUGAGUUGUUAAGUUUUGCUUUCAAAAUACAGUUCUGUUUUGUUGGUUUAAUUUUAACAGGGAGAAAAGGGCGAUGGUUUAUACUGGUAACAGCCAAUCUUAUAAGCCUUACCUUUGACGAUGUGACUUAUAUUUUUGGUGUCAUAAUUCUGUAUUUCUAUAUGGAACUCUGCUCAUUUCUGCUGGUCUGUGGUCAUGCAGAUUUGAACUAUAAUUCACGUUCAUUAUUUUGACUUC